CUCCGACUGGAUGGGAGAGAUUGCUGAAUUAUUACUGCUGAUCUGACAUGAAGAGGAAUCAUUCCCACUAGGUCCCCUGGGCACAGCAUGAACCAAAUCUUUAGUGUCCUUUAUACUAGACCAGACUGCCCAAACUAUUGCACUAAUCGCGCCCAACAGUGUGAAAAUAACCGACACUAGAUUGGGGGAAUAACUAAUGGUUGAGGUUGGUUGAGCGGCCUCGACCUUGCAGUUUGACAAUACGUAUUGUGAAUAUUUUUGGAAAUGGGCUACGUCUGUUGUUAGCAUUUGCUCACGUACGUGUAUUUACGACGAACUAAGACCUAGCUUUAGACACUGAGCUCGAACGUAGCCGUGAUCUUGCGUGGGCAGUACGGUGUUGGCCGAUCCAAUUAUCGGUGUGUCUUGUUCCGUAACAAGGAGGUACAUAUGUACACGGUCUGUUGAAAGUUCGUGAGCUGUGGACAGACCUGACGCUUCCAUGUGAGUAGAGUUUUGUUGUAGCUUCCCACCUGUAUGUCACACGCGUUGAAACAACCGCCAUCGUCCAUGGAUGCGGAAAGUUACGAGCUGGAGGCUUUGGAGAAGCGGAAUGCGGGAGAUUAUGGUCCGAAGGAGGCUCUCCAGGAGAACGGCGAGUCCAGCACUGCCACCGUAGCUCUAGAUGACUCCUCGUUCCUGUGUUUCCUGGGAGUUGAGUAUGAAGAUGAAUCCGCCAGGUAUGACCUGGUGAGGGCCACGAUUGGCAUGGGGAAUGCUAUACGACUUAAUGAAAUGCUUGGCCAGUGGCAGGAGGCAGGCUUGUUGAGGGACUGGCGAAACGAGGAAAACCUGACCUUGUAUACUGAUGCCAUCACGGAUGGCUACAUCGAUGUCGUCAAUAUUCUCCUGAAGUACGACAUUCCUCUUGGAGAUGCCCUGAUUCGAGCCAUCGACGUGGAGUUUGAAGAGGCGGUCAAGGCGAUUUGCUGCUAUGUACAAAUUCAAGAGGAUAUUCUGGAAUCAGUUCUGAACUGUCAUUCUGACAAUGACGAUUUCCACCCAGCCAUAACACCCGUGAUUCAGGCAGCGCAGAGAAAUAACUUUGCAACGGUCAAGAUGCUUCUGGACCUUGGCGCUAGCAUCACCGAGCCCUCGAUGUCUCAAGGCGGUGACGUGACCUUGACCCAGGCUAUCUCCACCUUACACAUCUACCGCGCCCUCUCACAGCCCGCCUACAUCCUGGCCACCCAGACGGACAUCUUUGGCCACGCCUUCCAGCUGAGCGCCAAACUCAAGACGUUGAGCCGCACGUGGGAGGACUUCGGGGCCGAGUACGAGCAGAUGGCGCGCGGCGUGGAAGUCUUCGCAGGAGAGAUGCUUGGAGAAUCAGCUUCAACCAAAGAGAUUUUAGCCCUGUUCCGGUAUCACGACACGGACAAGUACCGUGACGAAGAGGGUAAGCAACACCCCCUUGCCAAAUUGUUUGAGGCCAUCGACUACAAGCAGAAAGAGUUCAUAGCCCACCCCCAUUCCCAGAAGGCCAUCAUCGUGCAGUUCUACAGGAAUCUUCUUGAUUGGAACGAGCGAGGAAUCUUCUAUCAGAUCCUUCUGACGCUGUUUGUCCUCUUCGGCUAUCCCAUCAUAUGCUUCCUCUACAUCUUUGUGCCCGUGCGCAGUGUGACUUCCUUUGUAAGACUUCCAUACAUCAUGAUGUUGAUGAAGGCCGGAUCCGGCUUUACGUUCCUCGCCUUCAUCGUUACAGUAAACGCCACUAAUCAGCACGAGUACCCACGGACUGUUGAGGCACUGUACCUGCUCAUUUUGAUUUGGGUCCUCGGUAAGUCACUGGCCGAGUUCUCGGUGUCCGAAAAUACUGAUCGCCAUGACUUCCGAGACUCAAGUCUAAGUUUCACCACACUUAAAUUAAAUGAGUGGAUAUGUCACUACAAUAAACAUGGCCAAGCACACACACAGUGGAAACGUUCCCUGAUGUGUCAUAAAUCCCUGUUGUUUUCUUCAACUGACGACCUUGUCACCAACUCCGUAGGUUUGGCAUGGUCACAUCUUAGUGUCAUCCGGAAACAUGGACCGCAGAAAUAUCUGUCUGACGGUAUCAAUCUCUAUGAAGUUGUCAUCGUAGGACUUUGCAUUGCGGUGUUCUGCCUGCAGUUGGCUGGCCGUAACCAAACCUCUGAGGGUGUCUUUGAGCCUGAUUGGACAAACAAGUCAAAUCUCGGAAACGAGACCUAUGCCGACCUGCUGAAUCAGGUGGCAGAAGUGACUGAUGUUCUGAGGGGAAGGCUCAAUGACACUUCCAUUGAAGGUAUCAAUGGAGCUAUCGAGGAGGUGCUCUCUGGGUGCCGGCCCCUGAUCUCCAUCGCACCACCAUCACUGCCGCCCCCACUGCGAGCGACCAUCGAACUCGAUCAGUUCGAGCCGGCGGUGGUGGCCCGCGCCUUGUUCGGCGUGGCUAUCACCGUGUCCGUCCUGCGCCUGCUAAACCUUCUCCUGGUCAGCGACACUGUCGGUCCGCUUCGCAUCUCCCUUGGAGGGAUGGUGGACGACAUCAUCAAGUUCUGUGGCAUCUUCCUGAUCAUUUGGUUUGCCUUUGCCAUCGGCCUGUUUCAGAACUUCUACUCGGCUGGUCAGACGGCCACGCGGGCCUGCAUUGAGCAAGGACGAGAUUCUGAUAGUUGCCACAUGAUUGUUGGAUUUUCGACGUUCGUGGGUAGCGUUCAAGAUCUCUACUGGUCUCUGUAUGGCUUGACUGAGAUAGAUGUGCUUGAACUGCCUGGUAAGAAUUCCGUCGCAGAGGGCGUGGGUACGUUUCUCUACGUCUGUUAUCUGAUCGUUGCUGUGCUCGUGCUGUUGAACGCCCUCAUCGGCAUGCUAUCCAAUACCUACAACCUCACCGAGGAAAAUGCCGAUACGGAGUGGAAGUUCCACCGUGCCGCUGUCUGGGCCUCUUACCUGCGUCCCGUAGCGACCCUACCGCCACCCUUCAACCUUAUCCCAUCACUCAAGACUGUGUACCGACUCUUCAGAUGUGCGUGUCAAAUAUGUUCAGGAUGUACCCGACGCCGCGGUGAUCAGAAAGAGAUUCAUGCAAAAAGUGAACUCCAGGAUUACAAGCGAGUGUUGAAGCUCGUCAGCAGCAGGUACAUCCAAGCUAACCUGUCGACAGAAUCACAGAACUCAGAGGGAGUGCGGCCGCGGGACCUGCAGACACUACGGAACGACAUCCUGUCAUUCAAGUACGCUGUUCAGGACCGACUUGCAUCCGUCAACCAGACAAUCAAGGCUUCGGCUGACAAGUCCUCAAACAUCGACAGGAAGCUUUACGAUUUGGAUCCAGUGAAGGAGCGGACACAGAACCUUGUCAGCCGAUCCUCUCUGCUGACUGACACUGUGGAUACCCUGCAUCUUGAAACUGAUAGAGUGCACAAGGAGCAAGAGACCCACCUCUUGCAGAGGGAACAACAUUUGUCGGAGAUGGAAGAAACCGUAGAUGCACUCCAGACAGAGAUGGAGGAGCUGAAGAUGGCGAGGGACGAAUCAGUGAAGGAGCUGCAGGAUAUCAUCAAAGGGCUACAGCAAGAUAAAAUUGGGCUCACUACCACACUUCAAGGACUCGGCAAAGACAAGGCAGAGAUCCUGCAAGAGAUUAGUGAACUCAAAGCAGAGCAAUCGGUGAGGGAUAAAGCGAGAGACCAGCAAGAGGUGCGGUUGCUGGACAUCAUCCAAGAACUCAGACAAGAGGGGGUGGUCCUCACAGACACUCUUAAGGCACUCAGUGAAGACAAGGUAGUGCUUACUCAGCAGGCUGAUGAUCUCAAGAAAGACAACUCAGCAAAAGAAAUGAUGAGAGUCAAGCUAGAGAGUGAGCUGCAGGAUAUGGUCCGAGGACUCCAACAAGACAAGACUAUCCUUACAGACGAACUUCGAGGGGUUUGUGAAGAUAAGACAGCGCUCAUGCGACAAGUCAAUCAACUCGAGAGUGACUACUUAGCAAAGGAGGAGAUCAGAAACCAGAGGGAGGCGGAGCUGGAAGGCAUCAUCCGAGGACUCCAACAAGCCAAGACCAUCCUCACGGGCACACUUCAGGGCCUCAAUGAAAACAAGACUGAGCUCUCACAGCAGGUCGAUGAAUUGAAGAAAGAUCAUUCGGCGAAGGAGAUGACAAGAGACCACAAGGAGGCAGAAUUGCAGGGCAUCAUCGGUGGACUUCAACACGACAACGCUGCCCUCACAGAGACACUUCGUGGACUGCGCGACGAUAAAGCUGAUCUCAUAAGACAGAUUGGCGAACUAAGCGAGGAGCUCCAAAAAUCUAGACGCACGCCACCACCAAGGCCUAAACCACGACCCAAACAAAAAGCUACACCCGAACGCGACUCAUUGUCUGAUUGGGAUAAUGUCCCAGAAGCUAAACCGGAGCAAUAUCCAGGAAAGCUCGACAAAAGACAGGAGGUGAAACCCGGGUCCAAAUCUAAUUAUAGAGGAGACUCACAGUCUGGUUGGGAAGAUGGGCGAGUAAACGAUCCCCCAAACUCUCCUCUUAGCCGACCUCGGUUCCAAAAGUCACCUGUUUCUGAGAGUAGCCAGAAGGCGGAAGAGAAGCCAGGGCCAAGACCUGAUUCUGAGCAAGAGAGGGCACUGCACGCAGAAGCAGGAGAACACCCAUCUGAACAGCGAGAGACAACAGAGGGAAAUGUAGGAUUCCUACAGAAAGUUGUUCGUGCCGUAGAACAAUUUAUGGAAUAAAUUCGUUUGAGAUGACAUUCUUCAAUAAAUCGGGAAUGUGAUUCAAUAACUUAAAAAAGGAAAAGGAUUGGAAAUAAAACGAAAUUAUUUCAGGGGUAAAAAUGAAAACAUUAAAUUUUAACUCUAGUUAACAAGAUUUGAAUGUACUAGUAUGCCAACCUUUUAGUAUAAUAUUUUGGUACAUCCGAAAUUACCUCAGAAUCUUGUUCUGUAGCCUUUUCAUAACUUUAGGUUAAACGUGUGCAUAUAACUUACUGAAUAUGUUUUAUUGGAUUGCGGUUAACUUUCUAGCUCCGGCCUGAAAUGUUUCUGAAUCCACCAAGGCUGUCUUUGUUCACUUCUUGUGUGACUCCUUUGACUUCACCAAAAUGACAUCCAAGACAAUUUCCUCCCUACAUUUGUGAAUUCAAAUAUUUAUGAAUAUCUCUCUAGUUUGUUACGUUCUUUCCAUUCUGUUUGUUAAAUGUUGCAUUUGUUUUCUUUUAUUCCUGAUUGUACUAAAAUAUUGUAUUCAAAGUGUCUACAUAUGUUGUAACUUGCUUAAAUUUCAAAGUAAAUUUUUGAAAAUGUGACAGUAAACCUCUGCCUUUAGGCAACAUAAAAACUGUAGUGUUAAUCUUUUUAAAAUAUCAAGCAUAAGUAACUCUUAAUUUCUCGCCAAAAUUUAUUAAAGUAUUCGGUAUACUUUUACUUUGAGCAAGCAGCAAUCUCAGGAUACUAUUCUUAAUACCUAAUCCUUAUUAAAAUUCGUUCAAAAUAGAUAAAACGUCGAAAAUUAACCCCUUGUAGUAUGUUUUGCCAAAAUUUAAUAAAACUUCAAAAAAGCUCCUUGCAAUAUUGUUGUUCACAAUGGAAUAAAAUCCCCCAAACACCCUUGAAAUUCAUUUCAGCCAAAAUUUUUAAAACUGUAAGACUCGCGUCUUAUAAAUGUUUGUUUUCUUUGAAAUUCUUUAAUUUAACCUUAGAGUUUAGUUAAGCCCUUGCAAUUUAUUUUGUCAAAAUUAGUUAAAACUGCAAGACUAACCCUUGUAAUUCCCUUUUCUUUGAAAUUCUUUAGAAUUCUAAGGUCAACCCCUUGCAUUUUUAAAUUGAUAAAACUUAAUUUCUUGCUUUCUUGAUUUCUUUGAAAUGAAUUUCCAUUAAAGCAGCAAGGCUAACACCUUGCAACUUUCAUUUUUUUCAAUUUCAACUUUUAAAGUGAAGCCCUUCAAAUUAAUUCAGUCAAAAAUAUUUAAAACUGAAAGACUAACCCCUUUAACUUUGGAUGUCUUUGAAAUUCUUUAAAUUUCUACGGUUAACCCUUUGCAACUGAUCAGUCAAAAUUAAAACAUCAAGACAACUCCCUUGCAUCUUUAAAUUCCUUGACAUUUCUUUCAAAUUCUAAGGUUGACCCCUGGCAAUUUCUUUUGAUCAUAUUCAAUUAAAACAACAAGACUAACCCCUUACAA
This is a messenger RNA of Acanthaster planci (crown-of-thorns starfish), 6194 nucleotides long. RefSeq names its product short transient receptor potential channel 4-like. Gene Ontology annotation, biological process: calcium ion transmembrane transport; regulation of cytosolic calcium ion concentration. Lineage: Eukaryota; Metazoa; Echinodermata; Asteroidea; Valvatida; Acanthasteridae. Gene Ontology annotation, cellular component: cation channel complex; plasma membrane. The record is from RefSeq and is a predicted model, not a curated record. Gene Ontology annotation, molecular function: store-operated calcium channel activity; inositol 1,4,5 trisphosphate binding.